This is a messenger RNA of Symbiodinium pilosum, 789 nucleotides long. The record is from the annotation of a GenBank genome assembly. NCBI's taxonomy places the organism in Eukaryota, Dinophyceae, Suessiales, Symbiodiniaceae.
GCCCGUCGUACCAUGGUGAACACUGCGGAGGCCAAUGGCAUUGGAUGGGCAAAGGCUGCAGGGCGGCUCAGAAGAGCUUCCAUCCUACUACCAGAAGCUGGGGGGAAGCCUUUCCAUGCCUACGACACUGGCAACUUGAACUGGGAAGCAGCGUUUGAGCAAGAGCUUGCCAGCAGGGCGGUAGGUGCCAGAAACUUCCCGGCAUAUGGGAAGGAUGGCGAGGAUGCUUUCCGAGCUGCUUUCGACAACGCCUUAGACUCCCUUGGGGCCACCGUCCCUGAGGGUGGUGUUAUGAUAGAUUUGGGCUGCGGGACAGGUCUCAGCACUAGGAGGCUGGCUACGCGCUUUCCCCAGGCCUCGCGGCUUGUCGGUGUGGACUUGUCACCCUACUUUAUCGCUGUUGGCCAGCGCCUGCUGGAGUUAAAGCCGGCCGCAGACACUUGGGUGACCGAGGUGGUUGCAGAUGAGCGCGUCGAGCUGCGGGUCGGUGAUGCUGAGAGCACUGGCCUUCCUGAUGAGUGUGCAACCAACGUGAACCUGUGCCUUGUUAUACACGAGCUGCCUCCUGAUGUCACGAGACGCGUGUGCGCAGAAGCGUUGCGGCUUCUGAAGCCAGGUGGACAGCUUUGGAUUACUGAAAUGGAUUUCUCGGCUCCUGGCUACGUGCAGCUGCGCUCAAAUCCGCUGCUCUUUGCGCUCAUCCGUUCCACUGAGCCCUACUUAGACGAGUACGCAGACUCCACUGAAGAGCUAUUCCGUCACCUGGCGGGCCUUGACUCUGUGGAAUCC